Molecule: messenger RNA, 3714 nt
Organism: Caenorhabditis auriculariae
Lineage: Eukaryota; Metazoa; Nematoda; Chromadorea; Rhabditida; Rhabditidae
Source: the annotation of a GenBank genome assembly
AUGGUCGCAUUUUACAUAAUUUUCUUCAAUAUCGUCGGGAAUUUCGGGAAUUUUCAUAUAAUCUACUUGACAAUGACGAGGAAGGAGCUUCGCGGCAAGUCAGGUGAUUAUUUUCACUCAGAAUAGUUUCAGGAAAGCUUGAAAAAUGGCUCAUUUCGAAAGGAAUUCGCUCAAAUUGAAUAAAAACAUUUUUUACAUGCUUAAUGCUCUUUACAUACUCGAAAUUUUUAAAAAAUUACGAGUAAAAAUCAAAAAAUCAUCAUAAAAUCCGAAAAAAAAACUGUCUUAGCUUUCGUUUUCUAUAAUAAUCAAUACCAUCAAGGUCGAAAAAUAAGGACACAGGUAUGAAAAUUGAUAAUAGUCAGGUAGCGCAAGAAUAUAUAAUUUUUCAAGUCAAGCUAAUAAAAUAACUAAAUAAAUAAGAAGCCUUAUUACAAUUCUAGAAACUUACAACCCGCUUAACUGCUCGAGUUUCGAGACAAAAAUGUAGAAUUCACGAAAAACCAGAGUUCUCCAACCAAUAUUCAAACAGAAUAGUACAUUCCAGCCUAUCUCCAAUGCGCCUCCUCAUUCUUCCACGCCGUCUGCCUGCUCUACGAGCUGUUCAACGCCUACUUCUUGAUCUUCGGAAUCCAACUCCGCCGCUAUCAAUGUUACCCGAUCGAGUCGGGCUACGUGGUUUUCGCCAGCAUGCAAACGGUCUGCAUGUUGAUGAUGCUGGUCGACAUUCUCUCCCUGGUUCUUCUACCCAUGAGGUACCGAAUAACUCAGCAGAAAAAUCGCCACUUCCUGAAAAUUGGCCAGAACGCUCUUUGAUGUAUCAGAAGAAGAUUCUGAAAGUCUCAACCUGCAAAACUUUCUCGUUCUCAAGAAAUAGCCCGAAAAAAGCUCAAUUUAAUGGAUUUUGAGCGUCUUUUCUCGAGAAGUAGAAAGUUUGAGGCUUUCAGAAGCUUCUUCUGGUACAUUAAGGGGCGUUCUGGCCAAUUUUUACAAAAAUCCCAACCGCAAAGUAAAAUGACCUCCCUUGUUAGAUUUUUUAUGUUUUACAGCAGAUACUUUUUUUGUUGUAUGGUUUCAAAAAAAUCUAUUUCAAAUCGGACAACACUUUCUAGAAUAAGGGGGAGAUAAAAAGACGUUUUACAGUUCUGACAAAAAAAGAACGAAAAAAACACUUUUUUUGACCAUAAAUUUUUUGUACGUAACUUGAUCUUUCUGAAAAAUUCUGGAGCUGUUAUUUUCACUUGUAAAAAGUUUUUGUAUCUUUUCUGAGGGUACUGUAGCUUCGUAUGUAUGUGGACGCUGGCCAUUUUCAUAAAAUAUGUAUUCAAAUGUUUUCCGAAAAUCCUUUCACUUUCUUCGAAAAUCCAUUUUGAUUAUUAUCCCCUUCAUUGUCAAUCAAAAUCCAGGAUUUAUAACUUCUGAACUUUGCGAAUAGCUUUUCCUGGAAAGACGAACACCAAGCUCUAUUCAAAAAAUUUUGGUUUAACAUAGGCUUUUCUAGAUUUCCAAUAGUUAAACUUCAGGUACCGAACCUACCAAACAGGCCCCUACGUUCUCAAAAUGUUGAUUCCCGGGUUCGUUUUCGGAAUGAUUUUCGCCAUUUGGGGCUUCAUGCACAUGGAUGAUGAGGUUCUCAUCUUUUGCAACCCACCUAUCGGUAAAUCAAACUCCAAAGGAAAAAAUCAGCAUUUUUCAGCGCUGAUCCCAUCGAUCAGUCACACCUGGAUGGCAUGCAAUUUCGCUAUAAAUUCAACGGUUUUUGCCUUGCUGGUCGUCAUAAUCAUUCUGAUGCAUUAUAGAGGUGAGCGAAGGGAAUAAAUAGAAGAAGAUGUUUCGAGAUGUGGUUUUCCGAAACGAAAAAUGGUCUGAACUUGAAAUUGAUUGAAAACGACCUGGUAAAAUUGAAAAUUUCCUUUUAAAGAUCUAAAAAAAAUAAGAAAGCCGGUGAAAAAAGUACCAACUUUUAUCAAAAAACCAAGGUCAUGAGCUAAUAAAUCUAAAAACUGGUCCGUUUAGAAAUUUCCUAUACUGGGAAAAUGUUUAGUGGCCACUAUAGAGGCUCGCCAAGGACUACUUGGAAGGUCACUAAAGUGGCCACUAAACCCACCUCUCUAGUGGCCACUAUUUUCCGUUUUAGAUUUUCUAUUUAGUGGCCACUUCAGUAGUUUUUAAUCCAGUAUUCCUUCCAGUAACUCUGAUAACUUUAAAACAAACAGAUUGAGCCAGUUAUGUUGAUCUAUUGGCCCCUAAAGUGGCCACUAGAAUUUUUAGUGGUCUAGUAGGAGCCCUUAUUACUUCUGUAGUGGCCACAAGUUCACAACCCCUCAAGUUUCCACUAAUAUUACUACUAUAGCACCCACUAAAACGUCAAAACCCUAUAGUGGCCCCUAAAAGUUUUCCCAGAAAUCUAUGAGACGAGUCUGAAGGACCCUACUAGAGGUCCAAAGCUGCGCCUUUAAACCGCUAUAAUUCCAGGAAAAGGCCGCGGCGAGACCCAACGAGUAGUCCGUCGUCUCAAAGUGAUCACAGCGAUUUUCGUCUUCUCCUGGUACUCGGCCACCCUCGGACACACAAUCAUCAACAUCUUUUUCGAUGAAGAAAGCACGUUGUCCGUGUUUCUGACCAGUAACAUGGUGAGGAUCUCGAAGAAAAUGGGAAGAAGUUCUGACCAGGGAAUGGUCUUUGAACGCAGUGGGACUUCUGAAUGAGACCAGCUUUUCUAGAUCUAGUUUUUCACGCUGAUUUCAAAUCUGGUCUCGAGAAUUGCCCAAUACGUACGUGAAAAAAGUUAUGGACCAUCAAAAGUCCGAAAUUUCAGUGUCUGAGGAGCUUGAAUCAGCUCGAAGUAGCCUUGUACAAAAUUGAUGAAAAAGUUUAAAUUUUAAAUUUUCCUCUUUUCAUCUGAUGUUUGAAAUCAUUAAAACAAUAUUAAGUUCAGGAAAUAUCGGUAUGGAAAGAAAAUCGGGAAAAAAGAAGGAAGCGAGAGAUCAACAGAGGUCUGAAGAGACGCCAGAGAAACAUGAGCGAUCCUGUUUCUCUGGCGUCUCUUCAGUUAACAUGAUCGCUCAUACUUUCAAAUUUUCCAAAAAUAUCAAGGCCUUUUUUUAAAAUCUCGUAGUGAAAAAUCUAGCUCUCAUAUCCUUGGACAUUGGAAAUGCGCCCCAGGCGUUUCCGAGCAAGUCUAGUGACCACUUUAGUACCGUCAGAACUCUCAAGUGACCACUUUGGUACCGUCAGAACUCUCAAGUGACCACUUUGGUACCGUCAGAACUCUCAAGUGACCACUUUGGUACCGUCAGAACUCUCAAGUGACCACUUUAGUACCGUCAGAACUCUCAAGUGACCACUUUAGUACCGUCAGAACUCUUAAGUGACCACUUUAGUAGCCUCAGCAUUUUUAAGUGAUCCCUAGAACUGCCCAGAAACGUCCGGAGCGCGUCCGAGGCCCGAGUCAAACAGAACUUCAGAAAAAGAUCCAUUAACCCCCAAAAUUUCCAGAUUUUCUUCGUUCUGAUCAUCUACUCGCAAGCCUUCUACGUGAUCAUGUGGCGUUCCAAGGAGUACCGUUCAGCUUUUAUCGCAAUGUACUCGAACUUUGCCUUCCUCCAACGGUUCGCUCCCUCUACAAUUACUGUCACUGUCACCAGCAGCGUUGUCCAAACCAAUUCACGCGAACCCGUCAACAGAAAAAGCACAAGGGCCACGGUUGCAUAG